AAAAGAGGAUAAAGGAAGAGCAAUGGGGUCAAUUGCAUACAUGACCGGUGAUUGAUGAGGGUGCCAUUGCCUCAACAUUAGAGGCAGUUGUGUUGGCUUCUGUUACCGAGACGCUUCGAUGUGAAGCUGCAGAGGCCGUGCGUGUGAUCUUGGAGGAAUUGAAGCCGUUAGAAGCAUCGAAGAGAGAGGCGACCGCAACGCUGCUGACAGAUAUUUCUCAAGCAGAAGAGGACAUUCAACAAGGUGGGUGUGAACCAUACAGUGAAUGGGGGGGGGAGUUGUAGUACACCUUUUGCUUAUCCUAUUCUACAGUUGGGUGAUUCACUUAGUGAUUUUGAGGAGAAAUCCUCUGACACACUCCCUGCAACACAAACGUGUGUGGGGGAGGAUAAUGAGCAGCCUGGUUCUCCAGAACCAAUAGAAUUAGUCGACUUGAGCGGACUCUCUGAUCUAUUUUCAACCUCACAACGACAGUCAAUUCACCAGGAUCAAUAUACACAGACAGAGGUUGACGGUCGUGCAACUGAGGAUUUGACAUUAGGGGGUGUGGGUGAAAUGGUCAACAGAUUUGAUAAAUUCGAAUGCAUGCUGAACAGUAAAUUAGCAGAAAUACAGAGGUAUAACAAAGAACAAACUGAAUCUUUGAAUAGUAAAAUUACUGAAUUAGAAAAACACAACAAAAACUUAUUAAAUACUGUCCUGGCCCAGUGUAAAUCAGAUCUAUUAUAUAGAAGUAUUCUGACUUCUGACAUUGGUGAUCUGCAUACAGCCAGUGGAGAACUGGUUAGAAGCCAGAAUCAUAUAGUUAAGUUUCUAGCUGAUAUAUCAAACAUCCUAAAAAGCAGACCUGCAUCAUAGCGGUCAACUAAUAGCGGAUAACAUGUCACCUCGUAGAAAAAAUUUCAAAUAUAGCGAUGACGCUGGUCGUAACGCUGCUAAUGAUGAUGUUAAUGAGGUUGAUAGUGAUGAUGAAAUCUCUCAUGUCCCUCAUACUGUCGAAGAAUAUAUAGCCAUUAGUGAUCAAUAUGCAAUGAGACAUGGGCUUCCACAAUGUCCCAGUACAAUACCGAAACUAUCAGAAAGUGGUCUGAAUUCAACAAUGCUAGGUUUAAUUCUAUUUCCUCGGUUUUAUAUGGUCUUAUUACUGAUUUAACUGUCCCUGUGUCUGCUGGUGCACAUGCCUCUGUGUCUGCUGAUGCUGGUGGUAAAUGUGCCUGUGUGUCUGCUGCUGCAAAUUCCUCUGUGUCUUCCGUUGAUGAUCAUAAUGCUUUGAUCAGUGCUACUGCCUUUGUUGAUGACAAUGCUUUGAAUAACGAACACCAUGGCUGUGUGUGGUAAUGGCGAAGCUUCUCUGAGUGUAGACAGUGUUAUCAGAUUUGUACAGGAGGGGGCGGGUAGACUUGUAGAAAGCACCCGUGCACCUGUUAGAGAUAUACAAAUUAGAAACAUACCCGCAUUUAAUGCCUCUGAUUUGCGUCAGCGUGUUGAUUUUAGAGAUAUUAAUCUUGAUAAUCCCGAGCAGAUGCCUAACCGAGUUAGAGAGAGACGGUCUGGUGUGAUUGAGAGAGCCUUAGAGGAUUCGCCACCCAGUAGUGUUUUAAAUGUCAUCUUGAGAGGCCCAUCACUGGCUAGCGAUGUACAAGCCGUCUUAAAUGCAGAUAAUGAAUACAAUGUGGAUUUGUUCAUGGAGGAAAUAUCACAGGUCUUAAAAGCAAUGACGAUUCUAUGACAGACGACGAAUUGGAGUUUAUUGUUACGGUUGCCAGGGAUAGUAGUGGUGGAUCACAUCGGCUGAGAUUGGAUCAAGUUUCCUAUGAUGAAAUUUUAGCCAAAAAAGGUUGACAUCUGUACAAUCCUGACAAUAUGGGGAACAACAAUCUAUGUUUUUCUAUCUGUCUUACACAUUUUGUUAACAAUACUAUGGCACAGGAUGAAAAAUUGGAAUAUGCAAGACAACUGUACACUGCUGUCGGUUUUGAUCACAUGCACAAAGUAUCGUUCUCCGAUGUCACCAAAUUUGAGAAACACUUAGACAUGAAAAUAAUAGUCUUCCAUCAUGGCCCUGCGCGUAAACGCUUGCAGUGUUUCCAAACAUGCGAUGCACCACACAAGCGUACAGUCUGGUUAUACCUACACAAUGACCACUACUAUCUGAUUGAAAACCAGACAGGGUUUUUCAGUGCUUUAUAUGUGUGUGAGUAUUGCUAUGAUACAUAUGAAACGCCUCUGUACCACAACUGUAAGCAUCGAUGCAAUGUCUAUUUUACACAGGAGUGUCACUUACCAAGGUCGCAUGUUAAAGUGCCCUGACUGUAAACGCAUUUGUAAAUCACAAUUCUGUUUCAAGCAACACAAGGUACAUGAAGUAAAACACAAAGUUAUACCGUGUACAGCAUUAAAAUACUGUGAGGCAUGUGGAAAAACAUACAAGGUUGGUAAAAAAAUGCACAAAUGCGCACCCAUUGUCUGUUCACACUGUGGCGAACAAAGAUUGGAAAGCAGUGUGCCACAUGAAUGCUUUAUCCAGCCAAUCGAGAAGGCUGAUCCACAGAGAAAGUACAUCUUGUUUGAUUUUGAGACACGUUUCAACGAUGGCAAACACGAGGCAAAUUGUGUGCUCAAUGGAUAUUGAUGGAAACAAGUUUUGUUUCAACACAUUAAAAUGCGUGGAUGCCUUUGUGAAACGGUACAGACGGCCCAAAUACCGUGGGUAUAUGUUCAUUGCGCACAACGCAUCAGGCUUUGACAACUACAUUCUGCUUGAGUACUUUGUCAAACAAAGGAUCACGCCUAUGGUGACGAUGAGGUAGCAGGGUCAUUCUGAUGUACGACAGUACAUACCGACAGAGGUGGAUUGAUUCGUUCAGUUUCUUACCCAUGAGACUAGCCAAAACACCUGCUGCCUUGGGGUUUGAGGAUUUGGAGAAAGGCUAUUUUCCCCACAAGUUUAACACUAGGGAGAAUGAGCACUACAUAGGCCCAUACCCUGCCCCAUCUCAAUAUGGGUAUGACACCUUGUGUGAAAGUGAGAAAACCUCUUUCAUGCAAUGGUAUGACACAGUCCGAGAUGAAACUUUUGAUUUUCAAGCUGAGAUUCGUCGCUACUGUGUUAAUGAUGUGGCAGUGUUGCGCCGGGCAUGCACCAUUUAUCGUGAAACAUUUCACGACUGUACACAGCUUGACCCGUUUGCGUUUACCACUCUACCAUCCAGUUGUAUGGGUGUAUUCAAAACACUGUUCCUACCCAGAGACACUAUAGCCCUCACAUAUGAAGGUGCAUACACCAAACAGAAUAAGACAUAUUCAGAUGUGUCUAUGCAGUGGCUUGAAUAUGUGGCCCGUACAGAAAACAUUGAGAUGCAACAUGCAAUCAAUCGUGGUGAACAGCAAUUCGGCCCAUACUUUGUGGACGGGUACAAUCCAGCUACAAACACCUGCUAUGAAUUUGCAGGAUGUUUUUUUCACAGAUGUGUCAAAUACCAUGUUCAGGCAGAUUUAAAUCCAGUCACCAAAGUCUCCUAUGGCGAGCUAUACCGUGCUUUCAAUGAAAAAAUAAACAAAUUGGAAACACAACAUGGCCUUCGCUCUGUAGUGAUGUGGGAGUGUGAAUGGGGGUUGUUGUCAAAAUCAAACUCUGCAGUACAAACAUUUCUGACCACAUACAAAAAAACGGAACGACUCGAUUCCAGGCAGGCUCUCUUUGGUGGGUGUACAAAUGCCAUGAAACUGUAUCACAUGGUGGAAAAUGACGAAAAGAUUUGGUACUACAACUUCACAAGGCUGUAUCCCACAGUUCAGGCAAAAAAACUGUACCCGGUUGGACAUCCCCAGGUUAUCCAUGGGGACUUUGAUUCCAUCGAUAAUUAUUUUGGGUUUGUAAAAUGUACUGUGCUCCCGCCAAGAGGUUUGUUCCACCCAGUCUUGCCCUACAGGUGUCAAAACAAGCUCAUGUUCCCGCUGUGCAGCAAGUGUGCUGAAGGUUUGAACCAAACAUCUGAUUGUGCUCAUAGUGACAGUGACAGACAGCUGUCAGGUGUGUGGGUCUCGUUUGAGCUUCAGAAAGCGGUAGAAAAGGGUUACCAGAUAGUCAGCAUUGACGAAGUGUGGCAUUUUCCCAACAAGACAGACACAUUGUUUAAAGGGUAUGUGAAAAUGUUUCUGAAAUGUAAAAAAGAGGCUUCUGGCUACCCAGGGCAUGUCAAAACACCUGAUGAACAAAAGAAGUACAUUGAUGACCUAUUUUGAAAAAGAGGGCAUUAAACUGGAUGCUAACAAAAUCUGUGUCAACAAAGCUGUCAGGAGCUGUAAUAAGUUACUCCUAAACUCUUUGUGGGGCAGAUUUAGCAUGAGGAACAACAUGCCUUCAGGCGAGUUGAUCACUGAACCAUCCAGGUUUACACAACUGAUGUUCAGUGACCAUUACGAUGUGAAGCAAUUCUGCUUCAUGUCAGAUGAUGUGGCUAUGGUGCAGUGGCGCCAUGCGGACAGUAGGGGUUCCCGAAUAAAAGACGUCAAUGUCUUCGUUGGCGCUAUGACGACUGCUCACGCUAGACUUAUGUUGUAUGACCUCCUGGACAAACUGCAGCAGCGAGUGUUGUAUUGUGACACCGAUAGUGUUGUUUUUACAUUGCAGCCUGGUGAUUGGGUCCCUCCCCUAGGUCCCUACCUAGGGGACUUGACAAAUGAGAUAAACGAUGGUAAUGUGUGUGGAACCCCCGAGGAAGACUUCAUCACAGAGUUUGUGUCGGGGGGGUUCCAAGUGCUACUCAUAUCGCACGAGACAGGGCAAGACGCAGGUAAAAUGCAAAGGCAUAACAUUAAACGCAAACAACGCCAAUGUGGUUACUCACACGUCAUUGUCAGGUCUAGUACACGCAUUUGUGGCCAAUAAGAACACAGGGGCAAGCGUGAUGACUGUAUCUGAAACCAUCAAACGUGAUAAAAAGAAGUUUCAUCUGAAAAACGAGACAGUUUUUAAGAAAGUCCAGGUGGUGUACAAUAAGCGUAGAGUGUUUCAGGAUUACACCACUCUGCCUUAUGGAUACUAGAUUGGACCUGGGUUUUGAUGGCAGACUACAGCAUCCGUUUAGCCUGGUGGUAAGCGGUCCUUCAAAUUGCGUAAAGACAUUUUUUGUCAAGAAUGUUAUAGAAAACGCCUCAAAAGCCAUUUCACAGUGUUGAUAAUAUUGUCUACAUUUACUCGUGCUGGCAACCUUUAUAUAACCAACUCCUUAAGACAAGGGAUAUUAACUUUGUGAACGGUUUACCAGAAUCUGUGUGACUGUGCUUCUACCCCCAGACAAAAAUAAUCUACUCAUCAUAGACGAUUUAAUGAAUGAUGCCAGUAACAACAUAGAAGUACAAAUUGUUUUUACCAAAUAUGUACAUCAUAGAAAUCUAAGUUGUAUAUAUUUAGUGCAAAAUCUAUUUAUUCAAGGCAAGUCUAGCCUAACUAUUAGUUUAAACACCAACUACCUUGUUUUGUUUAAAAACCCCCGGGAUAAAUAUCAGAUUACUUUAUUGGGUAGACAGAUGUUUCCUGGCAACACCAAAUAUUUUUUGGAGGCAUUUAAUGAUGCAACUAGUUCCGUUUACGGUUAUCUACUUAUAGAUUAUAAAGCUAAGACACCCGACUUUUUACGACUCAGAACAGGAUUGUUAUCAGACCAAUCGGUUGUGUGUAUAUAUACCUAAAAAGCAGAAGGGUGAGUAUGUCGUCACGUAUGCAGAGGAAUCUGGCUCUGCUGGAGUUGUUAUAUAAAUCGAAGCCGCACAUGCAAAGGGUUAUUGUGAUUAAUGCAAACACAGACUUUAUUCACGCUCUGUGUGAAAUAGCUCUCAAUGUAACGCGUGGUAACAUGCCUCUAACUGACCAGCAAUACAAACAGUUGAAAAAGAAGAAGACAAUCAUUAGACUCAUUGCAGACAAACAAGUCAAGCAUUUUAAAAAGAAAAAGUCUAUAAAUCAGACUGGUGGAUUUUUAUUACCUCUGCUAGGUGCAGCUAUUCCUUUUAUAGCCGGUCUUCUACAUCGGUAGUAAAAUGGAGCACACCCAAAAAAUGUUUUUGGUCCCUCAACAACAACUGGACUCCUUAAAGCAACAGCAGCAGCAGGAACAAAACAGCGGAUCCAUAAGACAAACGGUACAAACUGAACUAGAUAGAGCCAUGACUGAUGUAUUGAAACUACUGGACACAGACAUGUAUGAGAAGGCCAAAAAAUAUGCGAAUAUUCUACAGCGCUACCUGUCUAUGGUGAGACAGGGUGAAAGGGAAAAGGGUGUAUUGACCUUAUCAUUACCUGUAAGUGAAAGUAGUGAUACACAUGGCUCGAGACUCAACGUUACACCCAGUGUUGAUAAUGUUAACUCUAAAAAGGAUCCGAUAUUAGAUGAAGUUUUAAAACAUAUGCCCAAAAGAAAUCUGAGAAAUGCCGAUUAUAUAUUGGAAGCGAAUAACCCGGUCAAAAAAUUUGAUAUCUUGGACUGAUCAGGGAGAAAUUGUUAUUAACAACCAACCUGUCAGGGGUACACACUUGUACAAUUUAGUAAAAAGUGUCACGGCCUCACAUCAUUCAUCAGACAGCUCUAGACCCAUGGGAUGGGAAUUGUUUUUAAAAACAUUGGGCAGUUUAAAUGUACCUCUAUCUGCCAUCCCAAACACCCUGGUGCGUCGAUCUAUUUCUGAAUAUAAAGGAGGUGAUGAUACAAACAGCGAAAGUAGCUUUAUGACCCAUGACAAACCCAACAGCAGGAAAAGGGGAAAACAUUCACUGACUGGUUCACAAAAGUUUAGCACGCCCCUCAGUACACCCUGGGCAAAGCAUUUUAAGUCCCCUAGGAUGGACAGUACUGAAUGGUUAUAUUUUUGAAUUCUUUGUAACAGUGUAAAAAAAAAUGAUAUAUUUUUAUAUCUUCUUUAUGAUGUUUUUAAAUGAAUGUAUUUUUUUCUACUUUUUCUUCGUGCCCAUGUUUAAAUGAUUGUGUUUUUAUUUUCUUUGUGACAGUGUUAUCUAUCGAAAUUGUACAAUUCAAAUUUUGAUGUCUUCGUUGUUGAAAACUGUGAUACCUGAAUAAAUAUGAGUGUUGACAAAAUCCCGUUUUCGUAAUGUUUUUUAUUUUCAAAAUUAUCAUUACAUCACAUAUUUAUUCCCAGAUUGUAAACAUUUAAAAUUACACCCAAGACAUACACUAGGUUGUAUUUUGUUAACAAAUUUACAUACCAGAGUGUCAUUACAUACAGGAUUAGUGUUGUACAUGUUUAUCACACUAUUAUAAGUCAUUCCUUUUUGAAUAUGACAUAGAAAAAACAAACAAUGCUGCCCACAGGUGAUAGCAUGUUUAUCCUGAACCUGUCUUCUACAAUAAGACACAUCUGUACAGUUUUUAGCCAGGAACCUGUUUAUUUCCUUUGGAAAAUUAUUCCAGUCAGGGGGGUUACCAAAACUGUCAAAGAAACAUCCUUGUUUGUAUUUUGUAAUAUAAAUAGCCAGCCAAUGCUCACCAGGCAUGUUAGAGGGAUGUGUGUUUACAAUCAGCAUAGCUGGGAACUUACAAAUAUAGUGUUUAGGCAGUUGAUUGCACGCUAAAAUACCCAAGAAAUUUGUACCAUUAAUAAUUCUUUUUCUAACAAUGCUAGUUAGUUCUAUUGUUUUCAUAGUGUUUUAGUAGUAGUCCAUGAGCACUUGUCUCCUGUUUGAUAUCUCAAUAACCAAGUCAAAAACAGAAUAACAUAUCAAAUUAACGGUUCGCGGCAGAGGGUUUCUAAAACGAGCUUCCAUCCUCACAUUGCCUGUUUUAAUUAGCGAAACGUUCCCUGAACACCCCUCGUCUGGUUCCAGGUUGAAACAGAAUAAUGAAUAACCAGUGCCAAAAUCUGGUCUUGAGAUGGCCAGUGAUCUGUCUUUUAGGUGACGACCAGUGGUUUGUAUCAGUUGGUAAUACUCUCUUGCGUACUGCCCUCUCGCAAGUUGUGGUUGAAAUGGUUUUGCGGGGUAAGAUUGUCCGUCUGCAUAUAGACACAUAAACUCUGUGUCGUAGUGAUGGAAAUUAAAUGGGUUACGUGCAUAACUCCCAGUAUAUCCCUCGUUGUCCACAAAUGCUAUGAUAACAAAUUUAGGGAUGUGCCCUAUGUAGAGAUUUUCCUGGUUGCACACCCGUGUCCCAGCCGGGAUAGAGAAAGUUUUCAGUGCCACUCUGUCAAUAGCAUAUUUAGCAUUAGUGUGCUGCAGAGCCCUGCUGUGAGCCAACCUGACAGUGGGUGCAACAGAAACUUUUUUUACAAAUACACUGACCGAUACAAUCUUAAAGCGAUACUGGUCAUUUCCAGCAGUCAUUAGAGAGAACUCAUCUUUGGACCGUAUGAAU
Molecule: messenger RNA, 8366 nt
Organism: Sebastes umbrosus (honeycomb rockfish)
Lineage: Eukaryota; Metazoa; Chordata; Actinopteri; Perciformes; Sebastidae
Exons: 2
Coding region: 2824-4245 (473 amino acids)
Biological process (GO): DNA replication
Molecular function (GO): DNA-directed DNA polymerase activity; DNA binding; nucleotide binding
Source: RefSeq, a predicted model, not a curated record